Molecule: messenger RNA, 543 nt
Organism: Hansenula anomala
Lineage: Eukaryota; Fungi; Ascomycota; Saccharomycetes; Phaffomycetales; Wickerhamomycetaceae
Gene: NPC2
Product: sterol transporter
Exons: 1
Coding region: 1-543 (180 amino acids)
Biological process (GO): intracellular sterol transport
Molecular function (GO): sterol binding
Source: RefSeq, a predicted model, not a curated record
AUGGUUUCAUUUAAUAAAUUAUUCAUAUUACCACUCGUUAUAUCACAAGCUUUAGCUGCUUCUGUCUUUGCAGCUGAUGAACAAUCCCCAAUAAGUGCCAAACUAUUACCAGGUGAGAAACCAAUCCCUGGUAAUUCACCAGUUGCUAUAUGUGAUGUUACAGAACCUCAACUAUUAACUAUUGAUUUGGUUGAAUUAUCACCAAAUCCUCCACAACGUGGUGUUAACUUAACAGUGGAUGCUGUUGGUCAUUUAAGUCAACUCGUGGAAGAAGGUGCUUAUGUUGAUGUUGAUGUUAGAUAUGGUUAUAUCAAAUUAAUCUCACAAACUUAUGAUUUAUGUUCAGAAGUUGGUGAAGUUGAUUUAGAAUGUCCUUUACAAAAAGGUGAAUAUAAAUUAUCAAAGACUGUUGAAAUCCCAGAUCAAGUGCCACCUGGUAAAUAUACCGUUUAUGCUAGAGCUUAUACUAAAGAUGAUGAUUUCAUUGCUUGUAUCACUGCUACUGUUGUCUUUAGUGUUGAUUCUUGGAAAAUUAUCAGUUAG